Messenger RNA from Orbilia oligospora ATCC 24927, 345 nucleotides. RefSeq lists its product as uncharacterized. The record is from RefSeq and is a predicted model, not a curated record. Bases 1 to 345 code for a protein of 114 amino acids. The transcript is spliced from 3 exons. Lineage: Eukaryota; Fungi; Ascomycota; Orbiliomycetes; Orbiliales; Orbiliaceae.
AUGUCUCGCGAGAGCAGCCCUCUCCUUGACAGCGGCGGUAUCCGCCAGCGGUUCCGACAUCAGAAUCCUGAACCUAGCGAACCGGUGACAUUGCCGUUUAACAAUUCUGGUGCGCAAUAUGAUCAUCUGCCGGUUUACUAUACUAUUCAUCGCAUUCGGAAUGAAGUCACAAAUCUUAUCGAUGAUCCGUAUAGUUUGAAGCAACUUAGGGAUCCUCGCAUGAACCAAUCUCUCAUCCGACCGCUCGUCGACAAAUACUAUGAGAUGAAAGAUAUCUCCGUAGGCACGGCUAUUCUUCCCUGCCCGAUCACUUCAGAAACACUAAUAUCGUUCUACAAAUUUUAG